Racocetra persica is the source of this 778-nucleotide messenger RNA. Lineage: Eukaryota; Fungi; Glomeromycota; Glomeromycetes; Diversisporales; Gigasporaceae. The record is from the annotation of a GenBank genome assembly.
GGGAACAAUACGCGAAAAAACUUGCAGAUGCUGGAAUUACAAAUUUUGAACAGUUAAAAGAAUGUGAGCCAUGGAGAAUUGAAACUGCUUGCAAUCGAUAUCCACCAUUCGGACAUAACGUUCACGAAGCAGUUGCGACUCUUCCAAAUCUUAAGCUCGAUAUUGAGCAUGUUAUGGAAAAUCCAACAAGGAUUAAAGUUUCAUUUCAAGACGAAUAUUCAGAUGAACCAACUGAUCACUUGUUCCUCGGAUUGGAUGUCUACAAAACAAUUGUACCCGACAAUCAAUCUUUGGAUGUUUGUAAUAACCUUAUUGCACCCAUUGAACCAUCACAUGAAUCGCCGAAAAAGUUCGAAAUCAACAAGCUUCCUUCCGAAACGAAUCGCGUACAACACCAGAAACAAGGUGUUAUCGAAAGUAAAGAGACAUACAAUAUGAAGGAAAAAGAAAAGCAACAUGACAGCAAUAUAAAAGGUCCAGAGUUGUUACCUAACGGACGAGUAAAAUGCAACCAUCCUUGUAAAGAUAAACAAAAAUGCGCACAUGAAUGUUGCAAAAUUGGGUGUAGACGUGCACCAAAGAAGCGAAAGAAUAAUAAUAUAACUUCUUCGCCAACAUUUUCAUACGAUAAACAACUUAACAUUGACGAAUCAAUAUUCAACGAAGAAAUGAAAUCACAGCCAGUUAUUCAUGACGAAUAUGGUUUUCUAGACCAAUCAUGGUUUGAAAUUUGGAAUGAGUUUGAUUUAAUUUCAAUAGUGGAUUUAGAUGAGGAUAG